ACCGCUGUCACAUUUGUACUUGUGUGAACGAGUGGCUGUGUGUGAGAGUUGAAGGGGUUGGAUGAUAUUGACAUGAAAACAACCUCACAUGAGUGGCUGAGUUACUGAUUACAGGUGAUGUUCACUUGUAAUUUGUUAAAGAUAAGACUCCCGUUUUCAGCACAAAGUCCUACGCAAAGGGACAGUCAGCCUUCCACCGCCAUCCCUCAGAGGACCACUGCUGGUUGUCAGGUCUUGUGCUAUUCCAUUUUCUACUGUCCUGGAUUUCUCUGAAGCACGGCAGCAUCAUGAGCGUAGAAUCCAAGAAAACACGUGAGACAUGCUGCUCCAAGCUUAAGUUCUUCCUGGCCUCCCUGGCAUUUGUAUAUUUUGCCAAAGCCUUUGCUGGAGCUUACAUGAAGAGCUCCAUCACACAGAUUGAAAGACGGUUUGAUAUCCCAAGCUCCCUGAUUGGUGUUAUAGAUGGCAGCUUCGAAAUGGGCAACCUGCUCAUCAUCGCCUUUGUGAGCUACUUUGGUGCUAAGCUCCAUCGUCCCAGACUGAUUGGAAUUGGUUGUCUGAUCAUGGCUGUGGGAUCCUUCCUUGUAGCCCUGCCUCACUUCUUCCAGGGACUGUAUAAAUAUGAGACCAGUGUGUCUCACAAAGCUGCUGUCAACAGCACUGAGACCAUCCUGCCCUGUCUGUCCAACCACAGCAUGACUGAUGCAGAUGACACACUUGAUGCAGAGACCAAAUUAGAGUGUGAAAAGGCUGCUGGUUCACCCAUGUGGAUCUAUGUAUUCUUGGGAAACAUGCUGCGAGGAAUUGGAGAGACUCCCGUCAUGCCACUGGGAAUUUCCUAUCUGGAUGACUUCUCCAGAGAAGAGAACACCCCUUUUUAUUUGGCCUGCAUCCAUACAGUAGGAAUCUUGGGACCUAUGUUUGGCUUCAUGCUUGGGUCCUUCCUUUCCAAGAUUUAUGUGGACACUGGAUUUGUGAAUUUAGACACCAUCACCAUCACCUAUAAGGACUCCCGCUGGGUGGGAGCCUGGUGGCUGGGCUUCAUAGUGACUGGCACAGUGGUUCUACUGUCUAGUAUCCCAUUUUUUUUCCUUCCAAAGUCUUUACCCAAGCAAGGGCAAGAGCAAGAGGAAAUUCAAAGCAAAAGCACAGAGCUUGCAACAAAGACCGAGCAGGAACAAUUCCUGCCAGAGGAAACCCAGGAGAAAGUCAAAUUUCAGGAAAUGGCUAAAGAUUUCAUUCCAUCUCUGAAGCGACUCUUCAGAAACAGAAUCUACUCGCUGAUUAUCCUUGCCUCCCUCGUGAUUGUCAACGGCUUUAUUGGCCUGAUCACCUUCAAGCCAAAGUACAUAGAGCAAGUCUACGGCCAGUCAGCCACCAAAGCCAUUUUCCUCAUAGGUAUAUUGAACCUGCCAGCGGUAGCUCUGGGUUUCAUCACUGGAGGUUUUUUGCUGAAGCGUUUCAAGUUGGGUAUUGUUGGAGCAGCCAGGGUGGCAAUUAGUGCUUCUUUGGGGUCGUUUUGCCUGCUUGCCGUUCAGAUUUUCGUCCAGUGUGAAAAUGCAGAGGUGGCCGGUCUCAGCAUGUCAUAUCAGAGAGUCCCUCAAGUGUCCUACAACCCACAGACUUUGCUGUCUCAGUGCAAUGGACAUUGCUUCUGCUCAGUGAAGCACUGGGACCCGGUCUGUGCAUACAACGGCAUGACUUAUGCCUCACCCUGCCUGGCCGGCUGCCAGACCUCCACCGGAAUGGGCAAAGAAAUGGUGUUUCAUAACUGCACCUGCAUUAAUGAGGCAGGACUAGCUGCAAACGCAUCUGCAGUGCUGGGCCAGUGUCCCAGGAAGGAUGAUUGUGACAUAAAAUUUAAAAUCUACAUGGCGUUGUCUGUAAUUGGGUCCUACAUUUCUGCCUGUGGAGGAACGCCAGGAUACAUUGUUCUGCUCAGGUCUAUACAACCAGACUUGAAGUCGCUGGCUUUGGGUAUGCAGACACUGAUCGUAAGAACUCUGGGUGGCAUCCCUCCACCUAUAUAUUUUGGAGCACUGAUUGACCGAACCUGUUUGAAGUGGGGUACAAAGCAUUGCGGUGGCCGUGGAGCAUGCAGACUCUAUAAUGCUAAUGCGUUUAGACUUACAUACCUAGGAAUGAUUACUGGACUCUACUUCUUGGCCAACACAGUGUGGGGCUACCUCUACUACAGCAUUGUCAAGCGACAGAAGAAAAUAGCACUGAAGAAUCAGUCCAAAGAAAAUGGACAGGAGAGUAAUGCAGUGACCAAUGGACAUGCCAAUAUCAACAUUGCAGACAUAGACGACAUGGGCACGGAGUGCACUAUUUAAUGUGUUUUAGGAAGACUACACUACUGUUAAAUAUAAGUGAAUGCCUGAAUAUUGUGCUGCUUCCAUACUGGACCAAAUAUUGGUCAUUCUACAGCAUCAGUACUUUUCGGAAUUAAGCAGUAAACCUUGUUCUUUCGGGUAAAAUGUAACAAAGCUCUAAAAUGUAACAAAGCUUACUAAAACUAAAAUGACACAUUUUAUACAGUAC
This is a messenger RNA of Pundamilia nyererei, 2544 nucleotides long. It is a transcript of the gene slco1d1, whose product is annotated as solute carrier organic anion transporter family, member 1D1. The transcript is spliced from 15 exons. NCBI's taxonomy places the organism in Eukaryota, Metazoa, Chordata, Actinopteri, Cichliformes, Cichlidae. Gene Ontology annotation, molecular function: bile acid transmembrane transporter activity; protein binding. Bases 288 to 2336 code for a protein of 682 amino acids. Gene Ontology annotation, cellular component: basolateral plasma membrane. Gene Ontology annotation, biological process: transmembrane transport; sodium-independent organic anion transport; bile acid and bile salt transport. The record is from RefSeq and is a predicted model, not a curated record.